Messenger RNA from Coccidioides immitis RS, 1502 nucleotides. RefSeq lists its product as uncharacterized. The transcript is spliced from 2 exons. Lineage: Eukaryota; Fungi; Ascomycota; Eurotiomycetes; Onygenales; Onygenaceae. The record is from RefSeq and is a predicted model, not a curated record. Bases 127 to 1191 code for a protein of 354 amino acids.
CAAUGACUGGCUCAUCUCUUCGCGUCCCUGAAAAAAGCAUAUAUACAACUUAAAAUUGGGGUCGCAGCCCUGGCUUAACCGUGUCUGAUACGGCCAUCAAUUCAACUCGCCGCAAUACCAUCGCCAAUGGCCCAAGCUGCUGGAACAGCCGGUUUGUCAGUCGAUUCCAAGACCUCCAGUUCCUCUUUAGACCCCUCCUUGCGCCACUUCGCUGACCCCACGUUCGACCCCGUUGAUUUCCUAAACGAUUCUCUUCCUCCUCUCGCAAGGCAGUCCGAGACCCCCCGAGAUUCUCGUGCAGCUUCGGUAGCCGAUCUUUCCUCCCAAACCCAGUCACUUUUGUCCCAAUUAAGCGCGCAAAAUGCUAGACUAUCGAACACAUUGACGCAACUUACCGAUGAGAUACUGAGGAGUGGAGGACGACUGGCAUAUGAGGUGGAAGUAUUGCGUGGAGACACCAUAGGACUAUCAGAUACGUUGUCUGAAGUGUUACACGAUGAUAUCCAGAAAUUUGUUCCCGAGGGGCUACUUGCACGGCUAAGAAAUGAUGAACUAGAACAAGAGCCUCCCGUGGAGGAAUCGGCGGACCUAGAUUCAAAACCACAGCCUAGGAAAGCAGACACAGAUCCCGAAUACAUCCGUGACUUACGUACGCUAAGUCAGGUCAGGGCAAAACUUGAGGAUGUGAUUCACACUUUUGGAGAAGCAAUGGAGUGGCCAUUGCCUCCUUCAGAAGUAUCACUUGCUUCCUCAUUUAUCUCUGUCUCAGCUCCUGAACCCGGCCCUGAAAGCAACAGCCGUGAAGAAAAGGGCCGUGAAGUAGCAAGGAGACUGAAAAACGAAGUGGUAGAACUUCUUGACAGUAACGGUGGAGGCCAAGCUGGACUGGAAGCUGCUAGUCGACGCGUGGAAUCUUUGCGACAGCUGGCCGCCGUGUGGAAAGGCACUAUAGAGGAAAAAGCGCGACUAAAAUUCGUCGACAGCUUGGCUAAACUUGUGGAAGAAAGACGGAAGCUUCUUGAUAACCAAUCGAAAGCUAGGGAUAGCAAAAGCUCAAGGCAAAGAACUGAAUCGCCGGCUACAUUGAACAGGCAGUCCUCAGAUUACAAUAGAGGAGCCAGCCAAGAGAGCAGCGCUGGAGGUCUAUUUCGAAAUUUACAGCGGUUACGCGACGAGAUAUACCUUGAGUAGAAUUUCGAUGCGAUAAGGAGAUCUGAUAUCCUAUGAUUUCUGUAUGCUCUACGGAGUAUAACUUGCUCAAAAGAAUUCGUUGUUUCAUAGGGAUUGGACACAUAAAAACAGCGGCGUGGCUCCGAUGGGAACAGCAUCUAGCAGCUCUUGAGUAGCUACUUUAGGAGAACAUCCCUAUCGCUUCUUGUGAAAAGAAUGUCUGCCAAAAGAGCUCAUAUGUACUUUAUCGCGCAUAUUACAGGAGUCAUUUAAAUAGACCACCUAAAGCUCCAUCCUAGCCUGACCUUUAUCCAACCGCAGUUAAAGCAUAG